AUGUACAGCAUCUGCAGAGGUGAGGGCAAUGAGGAGCUGCGUCUGUACCAUCAUCUCCUUGACAACUAUGACAGCGCACGCAGGCCUGUGCAGGGGCCUGAGGAUACUGUCACCAUCUCCCUCAAGGUUACCCUGACCAACCUUAUCUCACUGAAUGAGAAAGAGGAGACCUUGACCACCAGCGUCUGGAUUGGAAUAGACUGGCAUGAUUACCGAUUCAACUAUAGCAAGGAUGAUUUUGGGGGUUUAGACAUCCUGCGGGUUCCUGCAGAACUCGUAUGGCUACCAGAGAUUGUGCUGGAAAAUAAUAUCGACGGCCAGUUCGGUGUGGCCUACGACGCCAACGUCCUGAUCUACGAGGGUGGCUUCGUGAGCUGGUUGCCCCCGGCCAUCUACCGCAGCACCUGCGCUGUGGAGGUCACCUACUUUCCCUUUGACUGGCAGAACUGCUCCCUCGUUUUCCGUUCUCAGACGUACAGUGCUGAUGAGGUGGAGUUCAUCUUUGCCGUGGAUGAAGAAGGCAAGACCGUCAGCCAGCUCUAUAUAGACACUGAGGCCUACACAGAAAACGGCGAAUGGGCCAUAGAUUACUGUCCGGGGGUGAUCCGCCGCCAGGAGGGUGACUCCGCUGAUGACUCGGGAGGCAGUGAAGUCAUCUACACGCUCAUCAUUCGUCGGAAGCCGCUCUUCUACGUCAUUAAUAUCAUAGUGCCGUGCGUGCUCAUCUCCGGCCUCGUGCUGCUCGCCUACUUCCUGCCCGCGCAAGCCGGCGGCCAGAAAUGCACUGUCUCCAUCAACGUCCUGCUCGCCCAGACCGUCUUCUUGUUCCUAAUUGCCCAGAAAAUCCCAGAGACAUCUCUGAGCGUGCCGCUGCUGGGCAGGUUCCUCAUUUUCGUCAUGGUGGUCGCCACGCUCAUCGUCAUGAAUUGCGUCAUUGUGCUCAACGUGUCCCUGCGGACGCCCACCACCCACGCCACGUGCCCGCGCCUGCGCCACGUCUUACUGGAGCUCCUGCCCCGCCUCCUGGGCCCGGCUGCACCCGUCGAGGCCCCCCGCGCCGCCCCGCGCCCUCGGCGGGCGUCGUCGGUCGGCAUCCUGCUCCGCGCCGAGGAGCUGAUCCUGAAGAAGCCGCGGAGCGAGCUCGUGUUUGAGGGCCAGAGGCAUCGGCACGGGCCGUGGACCGCUGCGCUCUGCCAGAGCCUGGGCGCCGUCGCUCCCGAGGUCCGCUGCUGCGUGGAUGCCAUCAACUUUGUCGCCGAGAGCACGCGGGACCAGGAGGCCGCUGAUGAGGAGGUGUCCGACUGGGUGCGCAUGGGGAAGGCCCUGGACAACGUCUGCUUCUGGGCUGCUCUGGUGCUCUUCGGUGUUGGGUCCAGCUUCAUCUUCCUUGGGGGCUACUUCAACCAAGUGCCGGACCUGCCCUACCCUCCCUGUGUGUAAGCCUGAGCCCGUGGCAGCACCAACUUCAGCUUUCCCUUCUCCUAUAUCCUGGGAGAAACCACGUGGGUUUCGAUUUGUAGUGUCUGGGAUCAAACCUAGUACCUCACACGUGUAAGGCAGGAGCUUUGCCACUGACCCACAGCCCUGUGGUUUGAAGAACAAGUUGUUGCCACUGCUGCACUGAUCCUUUCCCACAGCCAAUAGUAAAUGAUUUUUUUUUUUUUAAAAAAAACAUACCUGGCAGUGCUCUGGGGCCACUCCAGGCCCUAUGCUCUCCCAAGUGGGUCAUGUGUUUCUGGGGAUCAAACCAGGGUCUGCCACAGGCAAGACAAGCACCUCAACUUAUACUAUCUGUCCAGUAAAUCUGGAUUUCGUUAGUUUCCCAAGUGCACAUGUGUCUAGGUUUGACCACCAUGCAGGGCUCAGCUCUUGCGUGCCAAUCCUUAAAAGCUAAGAACCACCUUUGACUCGACCUUGCUGACCUCCCUGUUUUUCCAACGCCCCAACCCCAUGUGAGCCCCUAACUAUAAGCUGCUUCUUUGUUUUUGGGCCACACCAGCAGGGCUGAGGGUUGACUCCUGGCUCUGCAGUCAGGUAUUACUCCUGUCAGAGCCCAGGGGAUAUAUGCGUUGCCAGAUUGAGCCAGGCUGGCCUUAGCCCCUGUUCUCUCCCUCUGGCCCCCUCUAUGAGCUUCUAUCUUUAGACAUCAUGUAGCCGAACAGGAAACCCAUUUGCACUCCUCUUCUUGCCUGGCUGUGCUCGAUGGAAUGUGCAGAACUAAACACCCUCAGUCAUUUCCGCUUGGUUUCCUUUUGGGAAGGGGCAGGGGAUGCAGACAGGGAGGAAGUGUGCUUCCCGGGGCUCUCCCACUAGAGGUCUUCUGGGGUCCCACUCUGCUUGUGCUCCAGCCCUUUGAGCCACUCCCCCGUCUGACCCAGCACUCCUCACUCAUCCCCUGCCGAUUCCACACCCAAACUCCCCUUUUCAGAGCUCUGCCUGCUCACCUUGGCUAGCAGCUGGAGUGUAAGAGAAGACAA
Sorex araneus (European shrew) is the source of this 2477-nucleotide messenger RNA. It is a transcript of the gene CHRNE, whose product is annotated as cholinergic receptor nicotinic epsilon subunit. Lineage: Eukaryota; Metazoa; Chordata; Mammalia; Eulipotyphla; Soricidae. Bases 1 to 1440 code for a protein of 479 amino acids. Gene Ontology annotation, biological process: nervous system process; signal transduction; chemical synaptic transmission. Gene Ontology annotation, molecular function: transmembrane signaling receptor activity; acetylcholine-gated monoatomic cation-selective channel activity. Gene Ontology annotation, cellular component: neuron projection; postsynaptic membrane; synapse. The record is from RefSeq and is a predicted model, not a curated record. The transcript is spliced from 12 exons.